CGGUCCUCGCAGUGGGCCGAACCACUAUCUGAGUGCACCGCUCAGUGCUUCUGGUGAGAAACACAACAGCGCCCAAUGAAAUCUUGUCACUGAGAAUAAACAGAAAAUGGCAUUGCGAGCUUGUGGCUUUAUAGUGUUUCGACGUCUUGCCAGUUGCAUUCCUCCAGCAGGCAAUAUAGAGUAUCUACUUUUGCAGACUUCCUAUGGUGAGCACCACUGGACCCCACCCAAAGGUCAUGUGGACCCGGGUGAGGACGACCUCACUACAGCUCUGAGAGAGACCAGGGAGGAGGCAGGUUUAGGGGCCGAGCAAUUGCGGGUAAUUGACGGUUUCCUUCAGGAGCUGCGCUACGAGGUGCGAGGAAAACCCAAAGAGGUGCUGUAUUGGCUGGCCGAGCUGAGAGACCCAGGAACCGCUGUGACUCUGUCUGACGAACACCAGGACUACCGCUGGGCCCAGCUGGAGGAGGCCUGCUCUCUGGCUGGGUACAAAGACCUGCAGGACACUCUUAGGGCAGCACAGAGACACUUGGAGGCUCAGCAAGACAAACAGUGAUGCAGCUGUAGACUAUACACUGGGGAGGAUUAAAUAAGGAGGAUAACUGCCAACUCACAUGGGACUUUACUCUCUUCGGGCAGGGCAUCCAGAAUUCUGACUUUUUCUGUGUUUACCAUUUGCUUAGGGCUUAUCUCUUCUGCGAAAUCUUAUCUAAGUAAUAGAUUUUCUUCUGUCAAGACAAGCAGGGAGGAAAUGAAUCAACAGUUGAACUCGGGCUUAAUGAUUUUAUCCGAGGUACUGCACAAAAAGAUGAUUAUCUGUGUCCUUGUAUCUUCUUAGUCAUGUGCAAUGUGAUUAAGCAUGCAAAUUAUGUUUGUUUGAAUGUAAAUAAGAUGAAAUCCACACCCAAAGCAGAAAAAUGAGUGUAGACAAAUAUAAUGGAGGAGGGCCGCUCUAAACAUGAGAGUUCCACCACAGGUCAAACAGCAAACCUUAAAGUGAAGGAUAUGUUUUGUGUGGUAAUGCUGUUAUCUGUCUCUACUUUGAGUCAGAUUUUGCCAGAAUAAAUACUAGAAAUUUUGUCCAA
Messenger RNA from Acanthochromis polyacanthus (spiny chromis), 1085 nucleotides. It is a transcript of the gene nudt2, whose product is annotated as nudix (nucleoside diphosphate linked moiety X)-type motif 2. The record is from RefSeq and is a predicted model, not a curated record. The transcript has 3 exons. The coding region runs from base 107 to 556 and encodes 149 amino acids. Gene Ontology annotation, molecular function: bis(5'-nucleosyl)-tetraphosphatase (asymmetrical) activity. NCBI's taxonomy places the organism in Eukaryota, Metazoa, Chordata, Actinopteri, Pomacentridae. Gene Ontology annotation, biological process: ATP biosynthetic process; AMP biosynthetic process.